CAUAAAAAAGAUUUUUCUGCAGCGGGAAGCGUUGGCGACGGUCACGUGACGCGAUGACGUCAUCACCAGGCGUCGCACAAAGGCAGAAACGGCGGUUAUUGUGCACGUUGAUGUUUUUUUCUUCUGCUUAUGAAUUAGCCUCUUCCUCUUCCUCCUCCUCUUCAUCUUCUUAUUCCUCUUCUUCCGGACCGGUGCACCGAGGGCCGAGAUGUCGGUGACCGAGAUGUUCAGCUCCAUCCAGGGCUCCCUGAGCGCCGACCAGGACAUCAGAGAGGACAUCCGUAAGGUGGUGCAGACGCUGGAGCAGACGGGCAGAGAGAUCCUCACGGUGCUGCAGAGCGUCCACCAGACCGCCGGCUUCAAAGAGAUUCCCAGCAAGUGUGAACGAGCGCGGGAGUUGUUCUGCACGGUCAGGACUCAGAUCGCUGAGCUGAAGACCAAGUUCCCCACGGAGCAGUACUACAGGUUCCAUGAACAUUGGCGCUUCGUCCUGCAGCGCCUGGCGUUCCUCGCCACCUUCGUGGUCUACCUGGAGACCGAGACCCUGGUGGUCCGGGAGGAAGUGGCCAAGAUCCUCGGCAUCGAGGUGGUGAGGGAGAAAGGCUUCCACCUGGACGUAGAGGACUACCUGGCCGGCGUGCUCAUCAUGGCCAGUGAACUGGUCAGAAUUGAACUGCUCUACAAAAAAGCCUCUCAGACCCCUAAGCUCCGCCUACUUAGAUUUUCCGCCAUUUUGGAUUUUGUAAAAAACAGUUUUUUUCAAACUUCUCCUAAACGCUUAGUCCGAAUCAUACACAACUUUUUGUGGUUCAUUAUUGGUUCAAUGCCAUCAGAAAUCAUGUUUGAAAGAUUGUUGAUAUGUCAUUGUUUUUAGAAGAUAUGGACCAAUGAACAUCCAAGGGGUGUGGCCUAAUAUGUAAAGACACCUAACUUCCAAAUCACUUGGACUAUCCUCACCAAAUUUAUAGCCUAUGUCCACAAAGACACCUUUAACCUACCUAGAUUGUUUCAUAAUAUUUGAACAUUAGGGGGCGCUACAAUCAAUCCCUCAAAUUAUGCCUUUUUCAUGUUUUUAGGGGUUGUAAAACCGUUAACUCCUCCUAGUGCUUAAACCCAAUUCAUUCCAAACUUGGGCAGUAGGGUCUUGAGACCUUUGUCUUGAAAAAUCUUUGAAAGAUUUCAAAAAUAUAAAACUGUGCGUUUGCCGGACCGGCAAAGAAACGCCAUUCGCCAUGAAAAUUGACGUUGUUGUAACUCGGCCAUACAUUAUGGAAUCUGCUCCAUAUUUCUCAUACCUCAUGACAUACUGACCCUGAAGACAUCCAUAUGCAAAUUUUUUAUUCUGGUCUUAGCGCCAACUAGUGGCACUAGGAAGUUACAUGUUUUUUACUUUUAUACACUGCUCCUAGCAGAUUAUUCAGAUCCCUCUCAAAAUAUACCAGAAUAGACCUAAGACCUUGAUGAUGCUUCCCUGUGAAGCUCGUAGCGACACGUUGUAAUACGGCGAGGUUCUCCAUCGGCAAACAUUGAUCCUUCGCCGUGAACGAAUAAACCGUUGUAACUCGACUCCACAUCAUCAGAUCCGUACUAAACUCCCCAUGUGUGAUGACACUCCAGGCUUGAAGACAUGUGCAGUCUAAUUUUUUAUUUUAGUGGUAGCGCCACCUACUGGUAACAGGAACAAAAAUCGUUUUUUCUUGGGCUUCCUUCUCUGAGAAGGUAAAUCAGAUCAACACCAAAUUUGUUACACAUGAAGGUUAGACUUUCAUGAUGCCAGAAGACGAAGCAUUUUAUGUUUCGUCUAACACUGUUGCCGUGGCAACCCAUUCUUCGCGUCAAACAACGAAGGGGCUUUGGAGGGACUAAAAAUGCUCGAAACGUAACUAAACUUAGCACACACAUUUAGAGUCAAAUAUGUAGUUAUCUGAUAUGAUUUUAAAGCUUUGAAAUGCCAAUAUGGCUCAAUAGCGCCCCCUAGACUGUAUUCAUGUUCAAAUGGCCCCGGUAUUUGCCCGCAAUGACCGAUUACUUUGUAAUUCAUCAUACAUGUCCGCUUAGACCUGCUCUAAAAAAAAUUACAUUAUGACCAUAAGCUCCGCCCACUGUGAUUUUCCACCAUUUUGAAUUAUGUAAAAAACACAUUCUUUUCAACUCCUCCUAAACGAUAGUUGCGAUUCAUACACGACUUGUUGUGCUUCAUUAUUGUUUCAAUGCAAUCAAAAUUCUUUAAAAGAUUGUUGAUAUCUCAUUGCGUUCAGAGAAUAUGGACCAAUGAACAUCCGAGGGGUGUGGCCUGAUAUUUAAAGACAUCUAACUUCUAAAUUAAUUGGCCAAUCCUCACCAAAUUAUUAGACUAUGUUCACAUGACAAACCUUAAAGUACCCUAUUUUUUUCAUAAUAUUUGAACAUUAGGGGGCGCUAUAAUAAAUCCCUCAAUAUAUGCAUUUUUUGCAUUAUUUUCUUACCUUUUGGGGGGUUGUUAAACAGUUAACUCCUCCUAGAGCUUAAACCCGAUUCAUUCCAAACUAGGCCAGUAUAGUCUUGAGACCUUUGUCUUCAAAAAUCUUUGAACGAUUUUAAAAAUAUUAAAGUUUGUGCGUUCUCCGGACCGGCAAAGAAACGCCAUUCGCCAUUAACAUGUAAGAUGAUGUAACUCGGCCAUACAUUAUCCAAUCUGCUCCAUAUUCCUCGUGUAUCAUCACAUAGUGACCGUGAAGACAUCCAUAUGCUAAUUUAAAAUUCUAGUCAUAGCGCCACCGAUUGGCCAAAGCAAAUCAGCCUAAAAAACAUGUUGCCCUUUUGAGGCCUUUAUCAUAUUCCAAAAGUUGUCACAUUUGAGAUGCAUAUCAGGCCUGGCGAAAAUCCCGAUAUUCUCAAGGUUUCGUAUUUUUGCAUAUAGACAUUUUUCUCUAGCGCCCCCUUGAGGUAGAAAGCGAAUAACUUUUUGCAACAAUGACCGAUUGACUUGAAAUUUGGUAUACAGAUUCACCUGGAUCUGCUCUACAAAAAAGUUCAUGGUGAAAAUCAAAUGCGCCUAACUAGAUUUUCCGCCAUUUUGAAUUUUGUAAAGAAAUAUCUUUUUCGCUUCAUACCAAAACGCUUUGUCCGAUUCAUCCGAAAAUUUCUGGGAUCCAUUAUUGGUUCAAUGUCAUCAUAACUACUGAAGAUCUUGUUGAUAUCUCAUUGCGUUCAGAGAAUAUAGACCAAUGAACAUUUAAAGGGUGUGGCCUGAUAUUUAAAGACACCUAACUUCCUAAUUAAUAGGCCAAUCCUCACCAACUUACUGGACAAUGUUCACAUGACAUCCCUUAAGGUACCCUAAUUUUUUCAUAAUAUUUGAACAUUAGGGGGCGCUGCAAUAAAUUCCUAAAUAUUGGCAUUUUUAGCCUUUUUUUGCCUUUUUUCAUGUUUUGGGCAGUUGUUAAACUGUUAACUCCUCCUAGAGCUUACACCCGAUUCAUUCCAAACUUGGCCAGUAUGGUCUUGAGACCUUUGUCUUAAAAAUGCCUUGAGAGAUUUCAGAAAUAUUAAACUUUGUGCGUUUGCCGGACCGGCAAAUAAACGCCAUUCGCCAUGAAAAUUGACAUUGUUGUAACUCGGCCAUACAUUAUGUAAUCUGCUCCAUAUUUCUCAUACCUCAUGACAUACUGUCCCUGAAGACAUCCAUAUGCUAAUUUUUGAUUCUGGUCGUAGCGCCAACUAGUGGCACUAGGAAGUUACAUGUUUUUUACUUGUAUACACUGCUCCUCGCAGAUUAUUCAGAUCCCUCUCAAAAUAUACCAGAAUAGACCUAAGACCUUGAUGAUGCUUCCCUGUGGAGCUCGUAGCGACACGUUGAAUCACAUUCACAUGUAAUUUACAUGACAAGGUCUAUACUUCACAUGGAUACAUGUGAUGCAUGUAUAUGUUCAAAUUGUCACAGCGCCCCCUGCUGGCAACCCUGGACUCGCUCAAAUCUGCUCCAAACUUCUCAUGCUUCGUAGAAUUCAAGGCCUGAGGAUAUCAACAAGCCUUUUUUCACUCAGUCAAAGCGCCACCGACUAGCAAAGUAAAAUCAGUGUCUCGUGACAAACGGUCAAACGCCCGAACGCCGUGCGUGCGCUCUCGGCCGAGGGGGCCGGCGUCCGGCCAGCACCCCCGACGUGCGAAGCAGGAAGAGGACCCGUUCAUCGCUGCUUGCAGCUUUAAUUAUUAUUAUUAUUAGGGUCCUCGUCGACUUCGUCGUAGAGGAACCUAUUGUUUUUCUAAGAGUUAUUAUUUUUCUCUCCACGGAAACCUCGACUGGCCGCACACCUCAGACCGCAACCAAAUGAAAUUUCACAUGCAUAUCAGAACUCGUGAAAAAUUUAGGAUUUUUUAGUUUUCGUAUUUGUUUAUAAAAAACUGUCUCUCUAGCGCUCCCUUGAGGUAGAAAGCUAAUACUUUUUUUCAACAAUGACCGAUUGACUUGAAAUUUGGUAUACAGGUUCACCUGGACCUGCUCUAGAAAUAAGUUAAUGGUGGCCAUCAAAUGCGCCUACUUAGAUUUUCCGCCAUUUUGAAUUCUGUAAAGAAAUAUUUUUUUCACUUUUUUCCAAAACGCUUUGUCCGAUUCAUCCGAAAAUUUCUGGGGUCCAUUAUUGGUUCAAUGUCGUCAUAACUACUGAAAACCUUGUUGAUAUUGUAUUGCAUUCAGAGAAUAUAGACCAAGGGGUGUGGCCUGAUAUUUGAAGUCACACAACUUCUAUAUUAUUUGGCCUAUCCUCACCAAAUUGCUAUCCUAUGUCCAUAUCGUAUCCCUGAAACUACUUGAUUUUUUUCAGAAUAUUUGAACAUUAGGGGGUGCUGCAAUAAAUCCCUCAAUAUCUGCAUUUUUACCCUUUUUUUUAGCCUUGUUUCAUGUUUUGGGCAGUUGUAAAACUGUUAACUCCUCCUAGAGCUUACACUCGAUCCAUUCCAAACUUGCCCAGUAUGAUCCUGAGACCUUUGCCGUGAAAAAUCUUUGAAAGAUUUAAAAAAUAUUAAACUUUGUGCGGUGGGUCGAACAUCAAAAAACACCAUUCGCCAUAAAAAUCCAAGUUGAUGUAACUCGCCCAUACAUUAUGUAAUCUGCUCCAUAUUUCUCAUAUAUCAUGACAUACUGAGCCUUAACACAUCCAUAUGCUAAUUUUUAACUAUGGUCUUAGCGCCACCUAAUGGCAACAGGAAGUUACAUGUUUUCUACUUUUAUACACUGCUCCUCACAGAUUAUUCAGAUCCCCCUCAAAAUAUAGCAGAAUAGAUGUAAGACCUUGAUAAUGCUUCCCUGUGAAGGUCAUAAUGACACAUUGAAGUGUGGCGAGUCGUAGCAUCAGAAAACUUUGAUCCUUCGCCGUGAACAAAUAAACAAUGUAAUAUGCUCGAAACUUGACUAAACUUGGCACACACAUUUAGAGUCAAAUAUGUAGUUACCUUAUAUGAAUUGAAUGCUUCGGAUUGACAAUAUGGCUCGAUAGCGCCCCUAGAAUGAAUUUUUGUUCAAAAGCCCAAGUUAUUUGCCUCCAAUGACGAAUUGACUCAUAAUUCAGCAUACAUGUCCGGUUGGAUGUGCUCUACAAAAAAUAUUAUUAUGACCAUAAGCUACGGCAACUAAGAUUUUCCGCCAUUUUGAAUUUAGUUUAAACACUUUUUGUUUAACUCCUCCUAAACGCUUGGUCCGAAUCAUACAAAACUUGUUGUGGUUCAUUAUUGGUUCAAUGCCAUCAAAAAUCUUUGAAAGAUUGUUGAUAUGUCAUUGUUUUCAGAAGAUAUGGACCAAUGAACAUCCAAGGGGUGUGGCCUAAUAUGUAAAGACACCUAACUUCCAAAUCACUUUGACUAUCUUCACCAAAUUGGUAGCCCAUGUCCACAAGGACACUCUUAACCUAUCUUAAUUUUUUCAUAAUAUUUGAACAUUAGGGGGCGCUACAAUCAAUCCCUCAAAAUAUGCCUUUUUUGCCUUUUUUUCAUGUUUUUAGGGGUUGUAAAACAUUUAACUCCUCCUAGAGCUUAAACCCGAUUAAUUCCAAACUUGGCCAGUAUGGUCUUGAGACCUUUGUCUUGAAAAAUCUUUGAAAGAUUUAAAAAAUAUUAAACUAUGUGCGUUUGCCGGACCGGCAAAGAAACGCCAUUUGCCAUGAAGAUGGACGUUGUUGUAACUCGGCCAUACAUUAUGUAAUCUGCUCCAUAUUUCUCAUAUGUCAUGACAUACUGACCCUGAAGACAUCCAUAUGCUAAUUUUGUAUUCUGGUCAUAGCGCCAACUAGUGGCACUAGGAAGUUACAUGUUUUUUACUUUUAUACACUGCUCCUCGCAGAUUAUUCAGAUCCCUCUCAAAAUAUACCAGAAUAGACCUCAGACCUUGAUGAUGCUUCCCUGUGGAGCUCGUAGCGACACGUUGUAAUCACAUUCACAUGUAAUUUACAUGACAAGGUCGAGACUUCACAUGGAUACACAUGAUGCAUGUAUAUGUUCAAAUUGUCACAGCGCCCCCUGCUGGCAA
This is a messenger RNA of Pseudoliparis swirei, 6499 nucleotides long. RefSeq names its product translin (gene tsn). Gene Ontology annotation, cellular component: cytoplasm; nucleus. Gene Ontology annotation, molecular function: RNA binding; sequence-specific DNA binding; single-stranded DNA binding. The record is from RefSeq and is a predicted model, not a curated record. Gene Ontology annotation, biological process: RNA metabolic process. The coding region runs from base 209 to 874 and encodes 221 amino acids. The transcript is spliced from 6 exons. Lineage: Eukaryota; Metazoa; Chordata; Actinopteri; Perciformes; Liparidae.